Molecule: messenger RNA, 3475 nt
Organism: Pecten maximus
Lineage: Eukaryota; Metazoa; Mollusca; Bivalvia; Pectinida; Pectinidae
Exons: 9
Coding region: 629-1996 (455 amino acids)
Biological process (GO): signal transduction
Source: RefSeq, a predicted model, not a curated record
UGAGACAUUUGACGUCUGCUUACAUCAAAUAUACGACCAGCAUGCUAUAUAGAGUCACUACACGUAAUGAGGCGUCUUUGAUCAUCACGCUUUUCUCUUUUCUGCUGUCGGUUCUGGAAAUUUCUAUACCAGAGUAUGACAAUGUGUUAUUGACGAGCAUGAAAAGGAUUGAUAUUAAUUAACUCUUAUUGAAAAUGGAGUGCUGUAUUUGAGUCAAUGAUUUGACAUUAUAAUUUGAUCGGAACUCUAUAAAUUGUGUAAUAUUUUGACCAGUGAGUGAUUUAUAUUUCAUGAAGGAAAAGUAUGAAGGUAAAGGAAUGGACUUAAAAUCUGAUAAACGAGAAAACUUUAUAAUUGCGUAAGAGGUGUACAAGAUGGAUGACUGACUGAUUUUAUAGAAAUAUAUAAUGUCUUCUGAGGAUGGGAAUGUGUAGUAUGUACCACCGGAGAACACAUCACAACAACAGUCAUAACAUCCUCAUUAACGUGAUAGAACCUACUAGCACCGGAGUACCCGAGGCAGCCAUUUGUAAUACCUCAGUCAGAAAUAGCUCCGACAACCAUCGCCACAACAACACUAGUUCUGAGAGCAAAAUUCAGCUCAUAAGUUUAGAUAUUCCAGAUAACCAUGGCAACAAAUCUUCAGUCCAAAGUAACAUGUGAUGUCAUGAUAAGCUACAAUAUAAAGGACAUAGAAUUCGCCAGGAAGCUCAAAGCCAAAUUUGAGGAACAAGGAUGGGUAGUGUGGUACACUGACCCAAAACAGGAUGCUAAGUUGAACCUCAGCCAGAAAGGGGAGGCAAUUCUCAGUUGUAAGGUGUUUGCCAUGGUAAUCAGUGAAGCUACAGCCAAAGACUCGCACUGUCAGGAUGAACUAGCUCUGGCCUACAUCUCUAAUUCUAAUAUCUUCCCGAUUGGUCUGAGUAAAUUUAGAGACAUCAACCCCCACCUGGAUGGGGGCGUAAAACUGAUGCUGGCGAAGAUUAACUGGACCUUCUUCUUUAAAGACGGGAUGUGGGAUAUGAACAUGCCGGCGCUGUUAGCCUCAAUGCGGGAGUCGUUUGAUCAUGAGGAACAGCCCCAGGACACGUUAGCUGAGGAGACAGGAACGCUACAAUUCCAUGGAAUGAACAUUAACAUCAAUUUUGACAGUAACAAUGGCAACGAGUCGGACCAGGAGAGCAGCUCAGAUAGCUCUUCAGAUGAGGAGGUAGAAUACACUCGCCCAACUACUGCGGCAACCACACGAUCAGUCCGCAGUGCCAGGGGCAGACAACUUCGCUACGACUUCUGGGAUCGCAAUUUCAGAGGCAAAGCAGAAGUUCCUUGGACCACGUUUCGUCAGAAAUUUGAAAAUGACUAUAAAGAAAAAAUAAUAAUGAAGUAUUCAGAAGACAAACUGAAGUUUUUCUUGAAUUUGAUGUAUAAAGAUAUCUUUACUUUAAACAAGACUGUGAAACGGUCUAUAUAUGACAGUUUCUGUGAGGGAAACCCUGACGCAGACCCCCACCGAUUCUAUAACAGAAUUCAACAGUACGUUGUGGGUUACUACGCCAUGCAUGCCGUUUUCAACAUGACCAGCACCAUGCGACUUACAACCAUACAGAAUCUUGGAAAUUUUACGUUCCCUGCGGUGGUGAAGGGUCUAACAGAAAUGCUGCAUGACGAAGAUCCUAACAUUCGAGCCGUCGCUACCAUCGCACUCGCUAAGUCUGCAAAAUCCAGGAAGAUGACAGUGGACAAGAUCAUCAGUAAACUCGACGAUGAUGACAGACUAGUGAGAGAGAGUGCUUGUCUGGCCCUGGGUUACCUUAAGGCUGGCGGCAAGAGUGAGUCCGCCGUUGCAGAUCGCUGGAGGAACGAUCCCAUUAAGUCGGUAAGGGAAGCCGCAGAGAUCGCUCUUAAAAGGAUGGGUGGGACCCUCGCUGAUAAGUGCAUGCAUGUCACCAACGUCAUCUCCAAGGAAAUGGACAGUCUCCGAACUUUGGAGACUUAAGUUGACCAGCUACAAACUGGUUGACCACUGAAUCUCAUAUCUCAGCUGACCUACACAUGAAUGAUGACCUAGCUGACCCUGAGGCUGACCAGUAAAGCUUGACCAGCUUGCCUGAUGGACAUUAUGGCAGAUAGAUUAAAUCCAGUCCCUCUGGACAUUUAAAAUGACAAGUGAAUUUCACCGGAAAUUAAUAAUUAUGAAUUUCUGACUCAAAAUAUUGUUCAGGUAUUUUUACUUUAACUUGUGUUAUCCUGAUCAAAAAUAUUUCAAAGUACUUGUACAUAUAUAAUGUUAAGUAUGUAUUAAUUGCAAUAAUUUAAAUUAUACAUGUAUAUCAAUAUUAGUCAUGCUACUGAAAUACUAUGUUUCUGAAGGGGUUUCAGUACAGUUGUAUGUAUAUUUUCUCAUAGAUUAGGUGUUUCUAUAGGGGCUGUGAUAGCUCAGUCGGUUAGAGCACCAGCCACAUCAUCUCAGAUAAUUAUCUGAGGUGUGAGGUUCGACGCUCCCUACCUGUGUUAGUGUUUCUCGGGAAGCUAAGAAAGGACCCGUCUGUGCUGUCAUGGUUGUGUCCUUGGGUAAGACACUUUACCCUAAUUGCUCUGGAUGGCAUGCAACGGACCUCCCGUAUGUUGUUCAUGCAGUGAGGUAGUCACCAACUACUACCAGGAAACACUGCCUCAAAAUGACCCUGGCUGUUCACAGGGCAAUAAAUCCAGCAAACAAACAAAAUGAUCGGGGGAAUAUACCCCACAAUCUAGAAAUCCUAGAAUCUCAGAAUUAGGUCAGUGUACACCGGUGGUUCGGUGAAUUUCAGACAAAUGUUAGCUGCAAUCUUAUAUACACUGAUGUUGCCAUCAAUGUGUUGUUUGCUCAGUAAAAUAUCCAAACAGCAUAUAAAUAUUGACUUAAGAUCACAAUGGACUUAGUUUCACUACAGAAAUGUAAUGAAAUUGAAUCAUUGAUAAAAAUACUCAUUGCUGUUAAUUAGACAUAUAUAUGUAUCUUAGUCAUAGAAAAUUUUCUUUGUAAUUUUAAAAUUAUAUCAUGCAGAUUGACAUAUUUUUGUUACAUGUAUAGAAAUUUUCCUUUCUAAUUUUUUAAUUAAAUCAUCGGGAUUGAAAUUUUUUGUCACAUGGAUUUUCCUUUCUUGUUUUAAAAUCAAAUUAUGAGAAUUGAACUAGAUAAUAAAGUUGUUUAUCACUGUGAAGACCUGGAGCCAAAGUGCUUUAGUUAUAUAUAUGAAACGUUUCACAGAUUAUUCAGAGUGCACAUAGAUUUUUGGUCUAAACAUCAAGAAACCAAUUGUUUAUCUAUUUCAAUCGUUAAAAAUUUAAUAUUAGAAAUGAAACUUGUGAAACACGGUACAAGAACUUGUAAAUUAAUGCUCUACUAUUAAAUAAAAUGUAAUUGUUUCCACUGUUUAACUGUUUUAUGUUUGUAGAAAGAUAUAUGUUUCUUAAUUAAAUUAUUGGACUCUUA